This is a messenger RNA of Exophiala bonariae, 2874 nucleotides long. RefSeq lists its product as uncharacterized. Gene Ontology annotation, molecular function: protein binding. The record is from RefSeq and is a predicted model, not a curated record. Bases 1 to 2874 code for a protein of 957 amino acids. Lineage: Eukaryota; Fungi; Ascomycota; Eurotiomycetes; Chaetothyriales; Herpotrichiellaceae. The transcript has a single exon.
AUGGAUCAGGAACAGUUCUCUGGAUGGAGUCCACGGAGGGAUGAUCUGGAAGGUUUGCUUUCUGGGCUAGAAUCAUCUCCCUCUACCUCAGCAAGAAAUGGAAGUGCGUGGAGUGAUACAGGUGCUAUCAAUCCUUCGGGAUCAUCUUCGCCAUACUUUGGCCAGGCGGGAGCUUCUAGCAUGACCAGACCGCCUUCACUGCCUUCAAGGCCUUCGCAAAGGCGAGCAAUCUCCGCAAACCACACUCCUUCACUGGGUUAUAAUGAAAUAGCGCCUACUUCUCCGAUUUCUUUCGACCCUCCUUUGCGAUCGAUCUUCGUCUCAGGGCCACCUACAGCUUCGAUUUCCGCAAACACCGCUCAAGCAUCUCUGAGCACUGCUAUGGCAUCAAGCAGUUCGAAUCCUGUAGCAGCAUUAACAAGUGCCGGUGGUAAUCGGCGAAUGAAUAUUCGCUUGGGAGAUGUAACUCCCUCUGCAAUUCCUACCGGCAUGACCCCAAGGUAUCCUCUACUGCACCUGGAGAAAGACGUCGAUGAUCCAACAACAAGUACCAUUGGCCCAUCAUACGAUGGCGCUGCUACCAACACAUCAGCACACCUGGCGCGUUUAUUCGUUGCCAGUGAUGUGACGAGUCCUGGGGCAUUUCCUCCCAGUCGACCCUCCCAUUUCCGCGCAGUCUCUGGGGUUGGUCGGAGUAAUGACAUAGCGACGUUAAGUGGACAUUUGCUACAUCAUGGAUUCGAAGAAGGCAGACAUUCAGACAUUACGAUCCGUGCAUUUGGACGGAGCUACAAAUUGCACAAGCUACUUCUUGAUCGCGUACCAUACUUUUCUUCCGCAUUCGGUGGUUCGUGGGUGGAAAGCCGAGCUCAGGAGAUGACCAUCCUUCCGGAAGAACUGGAUGCCAAUAUUACGCAAAGCGCAUUUGAACUUGCCAUGAAAAGGCUUUAUGGUACUCAUUUUCCCGAACAGGAGGAGGAUGAGGCCAUAGGAUUGUUCGCCACAGCUUGCUGGCUUGAUAUGCCCGAGCUAGUCGACUCUUGUGUAGAUUCAAUUCUACGUCAAAUGCAGCCGGCCACACUUCACAGCCUCAUCAAACUUGUCACCCACAACUUCUAUGGCAAAGCUGGAGAUCGUAUAUUGGCAUCGGCAAAGGCAAUGCUGUGCAGAGAUGGAUGGGAAAUGCCAUACGAGUACUGGGAUGAGAUCCCCGCCGAGAUUGUUCGGGAGAUCGUGGGUGGUGACCCUUUCUUUGUACCUGGCGAAUGGGAUCGUUGGUACUUGGUGUUGAAACUUCUGAAUCGCCGCUUGCGGGCGAAAGCUGUCGAGAAUGGCCUCGUCUCUCCUGGAGGACGCUAUCUUGUUCCGAAGCCUAACAGCCUUCGGUUCUUCGCGGUAAGGUUUGACACAACAUAUCGUCAUUCUGGACACAAUCGUUAUGUUUCCGAGAAGGAUGAAGCUUGGAUUGCCCUCUACACCUCACCAGAAAUCGCCCCCUUACUGGUACUGCUCGACGAGGGAAUCCAUUAUGUUCAUCUAAGAUUUGAGCAACUUCAACAGAUCAAGGGCCAGAGAGAUAUUCUUGGAGUCCCUGUACUGCCCGAAAAAGUGAUUUCGGACGCGCUUUGGAUGUCGAUGGAACUUCGACAAAAAGUGCUCAAUGCAAGGGAUGGCGACGUUGAGCUAGGGCUGAGUGAUGUGGCGGAGGAGGUUGAAAAUGCCGAGUACCAAUUGAAGCAGGAAACCAGAAAGAGAAAAGGCAAAUCGCGUGAGUCCACAAUCGAGGCUUCUAAUGAUAGCUCCAAUGAGAUGGAGUCAGGCUCAUGGGAUGGUAACGGCAAACCUCGGAAGUUCUGGAUACCUACACAUGAUGUAUCAUGUAUCAUGGGUGGUACUAGGGAGGCAACUCUAGCUGCCAACUCGACGAGUAUUGCGGAAUGGACUACUAACGCCGCUAGACUGUCAGCCAGUCUUGAGCCCACGGAUGUUGCGUGGGCUCUUGAUUUCAACAUGGGAAAUGCAGCUGACAAUGGUAGACCGCCAUCGCGUGGGUACUCGCCGACGUUGUCACCAAGAUACAGCCAUUAUCCGCCAUUCCGCUUCUCGGCGGAGUUCCCGCAUCCACGGACACUCAAAGAAAAGAAGCGAGUGUACUCUCACACAGUAUGGUAUGCAGGGAGUAUGUGGAAUCUCUAUAUUCAGCGCGUCAACACGUCCAAAGCGCCACAACUUGGUAUAUAUCUACACCGGGCUAAGGACAAAGAACCAUGUGAUGACCCACUCGCCCAGUUCGUUCCAGCCUCGGUGGAUGACCGGAUUGGACAGCUGGAGCGAGAGAUGUUAUUGCGGAGAAAUGAGCGUCGAAGUCGAGGAUUUCGAUCCGAGGACAUUGGGUUGGCGAUGGGUGCUGACCACGAUGAAGACGCUGGGCAAGACUUUGGGCUGGUGGGCGAUACCGAAGGUGAGGUAUUGUCGUCUGACAGGAGGGCGGGAGGACCAGGGAGAGCACGGAAGACAUCGCAGACACCCAAUUCAAAGGCGGGAGAGCAGUGGAUAUCAUCAUCCUUGAUGCUUGACUCUGACGAUGAGGAUGAAGAACUACUGCGAGUGAACAGGAAGUUCAACAUUUCGGCAAUCCCUCCAUACAUGGAUGGUCGGCCAACCAUCAAGACGUACUUCAAAAUCUAUUCCCCCAGCAAAGCGGGACGACUACUGAGCAUCUAUGAGAGUGCACCGGACAAGUUUGACGUUAGCAAGAGCUGGGGAUGGAAGAGCAGCCAGAUGGUUCUCGAUGAUGGACUUGGGGCUUGUGAUACGACCAAGACGACCAAGGAUGGGAAGUUGAGGUAUAUGGUGGUGAUUGGCAACAUCUAA